AAUAUUCAACUAUAUAUUUUAGCAGAUAUUAAGGUACGUUCGGAAUACAUAAGUUAAAUUAUUUUGAAUUGUCAUUAAAAGUAAUGAUUCUAAAUAUUCUUCUUAGAAAAAUACAGUCGACAACUGAAUUAAAGCCACCUAAUUAUUUGCACGUUAGACGUAAAUUAAUUUAAUCAAAUCAUUUUUAAUUUUCUUUUAUUACUAUCUGCACAAAAAUUGUAAGUUACAAACCAUGACAAUUAUAGAUGACGCAUACUUCUAAAAGAAGCGAAAAGAAUAAUAUUAAAUUUUGUUUUUUUCUACGCGUAAUUAGGAUUACCCACAAUAUUUAAUAGGAUUAUUAGUUCUUGGUGCAUGAAAAUAAAGAAAAAUGAGUUUUCUCGGAAAAUUAUUCGGUGGGAAAAAGGAAGAAAAGGGUCCGACGACUCAUGAAGCUAUACAAAAAUUACGCGAAACCGAGGAAUUGCUGAUCAAAAAACAGGAAUUUUUAGAGAGAAAGAUCGAGUUAGAAAUACAGACAGCUAGAAAAAAUGGUACCAAGAAUAAAAGAGCGGCUAUCGCGGCUCUCAAGCGUAAGAAGCGGUAUGAAAAGCAGUUGAACCAGAUUGAUGGUACGUUAACACAAAUAGAAGCCCAGAGAGAGGCACUGGAGGGCGCCAACACCAAUGCUCAAGUGCUCAACACUAUGAAGGAGGCGGCUAAUGCUAUGAAGUUGGCUCACAAGGACAUAGACGUAGAUAAGGUGCACGACAUAAUGGAUGAUAUUGCAGAGCAACACGACAUAUCUCGAGAGAUCACAGACGCUAUCAGCAACAACGUGGCCUUCCCCAACGAUGUAGAUGAAGACGAGCUUGAAAAGGAACUUGAGGAGUUAGAACAGGAGGAACUAGACAAGGAAAUGAUCGGUAUCAACGUUCCACACAGCCUGCCUGACGUACCCGCCACUGAGCCAGUGGGUGCAAAAGCUAAACCGUCUAAAGAUCACGAGGACCCAGAGCUGGAACUUCUCAAAUCUUGGGCAACAUAAGCUUCAAAUAUGUAUAUAUAAGCUUAUCCGUGAUAUAACCUUAUUCAAUCGAAAUAUAUCUGUGCAACAUAACGAUACCGUUGUCUUCUUUUAUAUUUUAAUUUUUUUUUUGAAAUAAAAAGUAAGUAUUCAUAUAA
This is a messenger RNA of Melitaea cinxia (Glanville fritillary), 1164 nucleotides long. RefSeq names its product charged multivesicular body protein 4b (gene shrb). Gene Ontology annotation, cellular component: ESCRT III complex; multivesicular body; cytoplasmic side of plasma membrane. The transcript has 5 exons. NCBI's taxonomy places the organism in Eukaryota, Metazoa, Arthropoda, Insecta, Lepidoptera, Nymphalidae. Bases 371 to 1027 code for a protein of 218 amino acids. The record is from RefSeq and is a predicted model, not a curated record. Gene Ontology annotation, biological process: late endosome to vacuole transport via multivesicular body sorting pathway; vesicle budding from membrane.